Messenger RNA from Entamoeba invadens IP1, 363 nucleotides. RefSeq lists its product as hypothetical. The record is from RefSeq and is a predicted model, not a curated record. NCBI's taxonomy places the organism in Eukaryota, Evosea, Mastigamoebida, Endamoebidae. The coding region runs from base 1 to 363 and encodes 120 amino acids. The transcript has a single exon.
AUGUGCGUUUUAAUCUUUGUGCUUUUCGCGUUGGCUCUUGCCGAAGAAUCAAGUUCAAACACUAACCACGUGGCUAAAGACCCCAAAGAAGACGAAAAGCAAAUUGCUAUCAUCGUCGCUGCACUCUUUGUUGGCUUUUUGAUAGUGUGUGCUCUUCUUUUAACAGUGGUUGUCAUUAUCAGAAAAAUCCUCAAUAGUAAACGCGACAAAAUUGAUAAUAAAAUCGACGAAGAAGAAAUGCAGUCACCACCACAGAACAAUGACCAAAACACUGAAAAACAAGAAGUCGAAGUCAAAGUUGAUUCUCCAACAAAUAACACCGAAAAGUCACCUGAAAAGUCCUCUUCUAGUGAAUCAAACUGA